Messenger RNA from Amoebophrya sp. A25, 1032 nucleotides. The record is from the annotation of a GenBank genome assembly. NCBI's taxonomy places the organism in Eukaryota, Dinophyceae, Syndiniales, Amoebophryaceae.
AUUUAAGAUUGAAGAUCGACGAAGGUGUACCUCUCCUGCUGCUCAAAGCUAUGAAGAUCAAGAGAGCAACAGAAAAGUUCUUACUUCUGCGAGCAAGGCACCUCAAACUACUUAAGCUUCAGGUUCAGGAGGACUUGUUUGACGAUUGAAUUUAUAUGUUGUAUGUGCUUUGGUCACAGCUUUUUAUUUUCGACAUUGAUUCCUUGGUCGACAAUAAGUAGGGUGUCUGCUCUACUUUUUACCUGAAAUCCACAAUACCUCCCACUUCGACUUCCAACAACAAGCUUGCUUCUCUUCUAUUAUACAACCGUCUGCUUUAUUUACAAGCAAAAUUAUCAACAAGAUGGGCAAGCGAACUGGGCGUGCUCUGUCGGUGAAGAAGAAGCUCCUUCCAAGCAGACCACAGGUGAGAGCAAGCACAAGCAAGAACAAGAAUGUGUGUGUAAAGACACACGCACAGCGACUGCAGGAGAAGAGGGACCUCGAAGCAACACGAGAUCUAGAAAAAUCAUUAUUGGAAUUUGGGAAAACGAAGAGGGUAUCUUGAAUUUCCCAUCUGAUCCAGUUCUUGUACAUCAUCAUCGUCAUCAUCAUCAUUUAUGAAACCCAACACAAUUUCGAUUUAAGUAUUUUGCGAUCAUUUCGUCCAUUCUGUUUCCCACAGGUAGCAGCAGCCAAAAAGCGUGCCGCAAAGAAGGCACGGAAAGCAGAAAAUGAGAUCAAGUCAGGCCAGUAUCAGCUGAUUCAAAACACCGAACGCAUUCGACAGUGGCACAAGAAAGCAAAGCGGGAUUUGAUGAAAAUGAGCCAGGAACAGGUUGACAUGAUUGGAGGGCGUAAGUAACGUGAUUUGUUGUCGACAUGAUGUGUCGUGAACACGACGGGACUAAUGGCCUUCAUCUUGACGACGACCUUAAUCACCAAUAAUUCUAUCACAAGUCAGACCUGCUUGUAAUUUCAUUCUACUUGUUGUUUUUAAAGUAGCUAGUACCUUGCAACAUGACGCGUCCCGAAGAACAAGCUGUGUACUAU